Messenger RNA from Cladophialophora bantiana CBS 173.52, 999 nucleotides. RefSeq names its product malate dehydrogenase, NAD-dependent. The record is from RefSeq and is a predicted model, not a curated record. The transcript has 5 exons. Gene Ontology annotation, biological process: tricarboxylic acid cycle; malate metabolic process. NCBI's taxonomy places the organism in Eukaryota, Fungi, Ascomycota, Eurotiomycetes, Chaetothyriales, Herpotrichiellaceae. Gene Ontology annotation, cellular component: cytoplasm. Gene Ontology annotation, molecular function: L-malate dehydrogenase (NAD+) activity. Bases 1 to 999 code for a protein of 332 amino acids.
AUGGUCAAAGCUGUAGUUCUCGGUGCCUCUGGCGGCAUUGGCCAGCCAUUGUCUCUCCUCUGCAAGAUCUCUCCUGUCAUCGACGAGCUCGCCCUGUUUGAUGUGGUCAACACCCCUGGUGUCGCAGCCGAUCUGUCGCACAUUUCCUCUGUCGCUGUACGUGACUUCAAGGGAGAGAAACCAGAGACAGAAGAGGCAAAAAAGGCGGCUUUGACUGGUGCAGACAUUGUCAUCAUCCCCGCUGGUGUUCCUCGCAAGCCUGGCAUGACUCGGGACGACCUCUUCAAGAUCAACGCAGGAAUUGUCAAAGGCCUCAUUGAAGCCUGCGCCAAAUACUGCCCCAAGGCAUACAUCUGUGUCAUCUCAAAUCCCGUCAACUCCACCGUCCCAAUCGCCGCCGAGGUCCUGAAAGCAGCUGGCGUCUUUGACCCCAGGAGACUUUUUGGUGUCACCACUCUGGAUGUCGUCCGUGCUCAGACCUUUGUGGGAGAGAUCAUUGGUGAGAAGGACCCAAGAAAGUUGACUAUUCCUGUUAUUGGUGGCCAUUCUGGCAACACCAUUGUGCCACUGUUCAGCCAAGCCAAGCCCCCCGUCAACAUCCCAUCAGACAAGCUCGAUGCUUUAGUGAAUCGUGUCCAGUUCGGCGGUGACGAGGUUGUCAAGGCCAAGGACGGAGCCGGUUCCGCCACUCUUUCUAUGGCAUAUGCCGGUUUCAGAUUCGCCGAAGCCCUCAUCAAGGCUGCAAAGGGCGAAAAAGGGAUCGUUGAGCCAACCUUUGUCUAUCUCCCUGGUGUCCCUGGUGGGGAUGCUAUUGCAAAGGCAACUGGCUGUGAUUAUUUCUCCGUUCCUGUAGAGCUCGGGCCCGACGGCGCAGAAAAGGCCAUCGACAUCCUGGGUGGUGCCAAUGACUACGAGAAGAAGCACCUCGAAGAAGCUAUCAAAGGUCUCAAGACCAACAUCGAGACUGGUAUCAGCUUCGUGAAGAACCCACCCAAGUAG